CCCGGGUGAUAAUAUAGGGCUAUACCAACUCAAGCAUGGGCGCGGGGAUUACCUGAAUUCAAAUUGUAUUCGCUGGAAAACCCAGUAUUCGCUAUAAACAGCUCGUUUACGAUGUUAACAUUGAGAGUCUUAUUGGUGUUUAUUAAAGGAUCCCCGGUAUCACAAUUCCUUUUUUUGGUCCAUAUUAGAUGAAUUGUCAGACCGCGCAGAUCAGUUUGUAUUUUGUGAUUGGUAUAUUCCUCGUCCUGUGGGAGACAGACCCGUUCAGACACUGAGGGAGAGCAGAGAGGAGAUCUGAAGAGCAGAAAGGACACAUUCACUGAGGAGACGGUCAGAGCGAGUGACUGGAGCACUAGAGCCGUGCUGCACAUCCCACUGACAAUACCUGAAGACUGCUUUAUCCUGGUGAAAGCCAAGGAACAAAAAUGGAGUCUGUUUACAUUAAACAGGAGGUGGUUCUGGAAUUGGUACCUGUGUGCAUUAAACAAGAAAUGCCUGAACUGGAGCCUGUCCACAUUAAAGAAGAGACUGAACUGGAGCCUGUCCACAUUAAAGAAGAGACUGAACUGGAGCCUGUCCACAUUAAAGAAGAGACUGAACUGGAGCCUGUCCACAUUAAAGUGGAAGAGACUGAACUGGAGCCUGUCCACAUUAAAGAAGAGACUGAACUGGAGUCUGUCCACAUUAAAGAGGAAGAGACUGAACUGGAGCCUGUCCACAUUAAAGAAGAGACCGAACUGGAGCCUGUCCACAUUAAAGAAGAGACUGAACUGGAGCCUGUCCACAUUAAAGAAGAGGAGACUGAACUGGAGCCUGUCCACAUUAAAGAAGAGACCGAACUGGAGCCUGUCCACAUUAAAGAAGAGACUGAACUGGAGCCUGUCCACAUUAAAGAAGAGGAGACUGAACUGGAGCCUGUCCACAUUAAAGAAGAGACUGAACUGGAGCCUGUCCACAUGAAAGAAGAGACUGAACUGGAGCCUGUCCACAUGAAAGAAGAGACUGAACUGGAGCCUGUCCACAUUAAAGAAGAGACUGAACUGGAGCCUGUCCACAUUAAAGAAGAGACUGAACUGGAGCCUGUCCACAUUAAAGAAGAGACUGAACUGGAGCCUGUCCACAUUAAAGAAGAGACUGAACUGGAGCCUGUCCACAUUAAAGAAGAGACUGAACUGGAGCCUAUCUACAUUGAAGAGGAGUCUAUUCACUUGUUGUUUAAGGGUUCAGAAAAUAUAUACCGGCCAAAGAUAUCACAUCAAUGUACUGGAUAUGAAAAGAGCUUCAGUCAGUCAGGAAACCUAAAAAUACACCAGCGAAUUCACACUGGAGAGAAGCCGUAUCACUGUAGUGAAUGUGGGGUGAGCUUCACGGUGUCAGGAAGCCUAAAAAUACAUCAGCGAAUUCACACUGGAGAGAAGCCAUAUCACUGUACUAAAUGUGGGGUGAGCUUCAGUCAGAUUGGAAGCCUAAAAGCACACCAGCGAAUUCACACUGGAGAAAAGCCUCGUCACUGUUCUGAAUGUGGAAAGAGCUUCAGUCAAUUAGGACACCUAAAAUCACAUCAGCGAAUUCACACAGGAGAGAAGCCAUAUCACUGUAAUGAAUGUGGGCAGAGCUUCAAUCAGUUAGGAGUCCUAAAGAGACACCAGCGAAUUCACACUGGAGAGAAGCCAUAUUACUGUUCUGAAUGUGGGAAGAGCUUCCGUCAGUCAGGAGACCUAAAAGCACAUCAGCGAAUUCACACUGGAGAGAAGCUGUAUCACUGUACUGAAUGUGGGGAACGCUUCAGUAGGUUAAAAGACCUUAAAAAACACCAGCAAAUUCACACUGGAGAGAAGCCGUAUCACAGUACUGAAUGUGGGGAGAGCUUCAAUCAGUUAGGUGACCUAAAAAGACACCAGCGAAUUCACACUGGAGAGAAGCUGUAUCACUGUACUGAAUGUGGGGAACGCUUCAGUAGGUUAAGAGACCUUAAAAAACACCAGCAAAUUCACACUGGAGAGAAGCCGUAUCACAGUACUGAAUGUGGGGAGAGCUUCAAUCAGUUAGGUGACCUAAAAAGACACCAGCGAAUUCACACUGGAGAGAAGCUGUAUCACUGUACUGAAUGUGGGGAACGCUUCAGUAGGUUAAGAGACCUUAAAAAACACCAGCAAAUUCACACUGGAGAGAAGCCGUAUCACAGUACUGAAUGUGGGGAGAGCUUCAAUCAGUUAGGUGACCUAAAAAGACACCAGCGAAUUCACACUGGAGAGAAACCAUAUCACUGUACUAAAUAUGGGGUGAGCUUCAGUCAGAUUGGAAGCCUAAAAGCACACCAGCGAAUUCACACUGGAGAAAAGCCUCAUCACUGCACUGAAUGUGGAAAGAGCUUCAGUCAAUUAGGACACCUAAAAUCACACCAGCGAAUUCACACAGGAGAGAAGCCAUAUCACUGUAAUGAAUGUGGGCAGAGCUUCAAUCAGUUAGGAGUCCUAAAGAGACACCAGCGAAUUCACACUGGAGAGAAGCCAUAUUACUGUUCUGAAUGUGGGAAGAGCUUCCGUCAGUCAGGAGACCUAAAAGCACAUCAGCGAAUUCACACUGGAGAGAAGCUGUAUCACUGUACUGAAUGUGGGGAACGCUUCAGUAGGUUAAGAGACCUUAAAAAACACCAGCAAAUUCACACUGGAGAGAAGCCGUAUCACAGUACUGAAUGUGGUAAGAGCUUCAGUCAGUUAGGAAGCCUACAUAUACACAAGCGAAAUCACACUGGAGCCAGCCUCCCUCCCUCUCAGUCCCUCACCUCUCCACCCUGCUUGUUUGAGUGUGUGGAGAGCUGACUGAUUCCUUGUCUCUCUCUCACCCUGCAGUAAAUGAAAGGGGUCCCCAGGAGUGAGAGCCAGCCUGAAUCCAGAGACACUGAGAAGGGGAGCGUGUCAAACUGAAGGAGACAGACCCAUUCUUUCAGAAUGAACUGGACAGCCCUGGGAUUCAGCUCCACUCCUGCCCCUGAAUUGGAAAUGAAUCUCACUCAUCAUGCUGUGAGGAUUUAGGACAGUUACAGGGUCAUUCUACUUAAGGGACACAGUGGAAAUAUGCCAAGCUUUUUCUUUGAACAAUUAUAUGUGUGAUAUAAACCCAACACAUUACACUCAGCUGCCAAUAACAUUUAUGAUAUUUUUAAAAUGUAAUUUGAGCUAUAAAUGGCAUUACUGUUCCAAUGUCAGUGAUUACAGUAUACAAUACAUAAGUGAAUUGUUUAAAAGCACCCAAAACUAAGAAUAUCUUCAUGGGUGUGGCAGCAAUGUGUGCUUCAUCUAACUAGUAUGGCCUCUAAGCUCUUGCACCAGUGCAGACACAAGCUGGAGCAACCUUGUGUUUUUUGUUUUUAUUUUAGGUGGUGCAAACUUUGCACUGGAGCAAAAGCUGUUUUGGUUUUGCAUGAAUUUGAAUGAAUGAAUCUGCUUUGCUGAGUGUUUAAAUACUGAGAAACUCCAAGCUUACUGUCUACUGGAGCCCUGCUUCAGUGCAAUGAGAUUGAAAUACAAUGUGUAGAUUGUAUAUCCAAUUAUUGUGACAGACCACAAUAUUAGACCUGUAUAAAUAUAAUACUGUAAAACAUGAAAGGUGAGCAAGCAAACAAUUUUCACUAAUGUUACAUUUGUUACAAAUCUGCAGAACCUACAUGCAGCAACAUUACCAUCAUUACUACAUUCAUAGUUUAUACAGUUUAUGAAUAAUUGAUCGAAACAAUCUGCAGAAUGAAGUUGCCUCAGACUGUUUGACAGUAACAGAGCUGGUGCUUUUGUGGAAUCACCAUUAGCUGUUUUAUUCUUUUUGGCUUGUUUGUUUGUAUUUUGUAUCAGUAUGCUAUCAUUAGAGUGAUAACACCUGAUACAUCCUGAGGCAAGCUUAGCUAUUUAGAAAGGGUUUCAUUAAAAUUGAAUUUCCUGUACAUUUUCCAGUAUCUCUGUAUAUAAAGGGCACAUGUUUCCAUUACCUCUGUAUGUAAAAGGUUUCUCAUUUUUAAACUGUCAAUGAUUCCUGAGAGAGAUCUGCAGUGGAACUGAACAAACCCAAGGGAGACAUUGAAAAAUACAAGCUUGUCAAAGGGGGAGAUGCUGCUGCAGGUUUGAUCAUACUGGCUUCAUGAAAUGAGAAAAGGAAUUCCCUCUGUGUCCUGGAAUUCCUUUGCUAGUGUAUCAUGAUGUAAGCCCUGGAGUGUGGGCUCAGUCUUCAUGAAAUGAGAAAUGGAAUUCCUUUGCUAGUGUAUCAUGAUGUAAGCCCUGGAGUGUGGGCUCAGUCUUCAUGAAAUGAGAAAUGGAAUUCCUUUGCUAGUGUUUCAUGAUGUAAGCCCUGGAGUGUGGGCUCAGUCUUCAUGAAAUGAGAAAUGGAAUUCCUUUGCUAGUGUAUCAUGAUGUAAGCCCUGGAGUGUGGGCUCAGUCUUCAUGAAAUGAGAAAUGGAAUUCCUUUGCUAGUGUCUCAUGAUGUAAGCCCUGGAGUGUGGGCUCAGUCUUCUCUGCUGCCUGCUUGUUCUCAGUGUGUGAGUUCAGCUGCAUUUCCAGUGUCCUGAGCUGGGCUUUGAACCCACUGGAGACGCAGCUGAGAACAAGCCAGACCCACGACUUGUUUUAGAUCAAAUAAGAUAAGAAACCUUAUACACAGAACUCUGUUUUAUUGAUGUUUUUUCUAUGAAUGUAUUACUUCGAAUCUCUUUGCAUUGUGUUGCAAUUUAGACAUUGUCACAUUUCAUAUUAAAAAUCACAGCUAAGUCUGUUAGAAAUAGACUACAGAUAUGACCAGAGGUUUUGCCUCACUCUAUAGAAUGAACUAAUUUUGCUUCAUAAAGUUGAAUGAAACCUGCUGAAUAAUGUUACGUUAACAUAUUGAAUCAAACACCGCUUUGUAGUUUUCCAUUUACUUAAUGAAAAACUGACAAAUUGAAAAACGUGACAUUUUGGAAUCUAACAUGAAAUGCAGUACUAGUAUUUUUGGCUUCUACUAGAGUUUUGUUAUACAGUUUUGUAGUUUCUUUGAUUUACAUGAUGUUAAAUAAAAUAUCUAAACUAUGUCCAUAUGUUUUGUUUUAAUGCAUUUGAGUUGAGAAUCCUAAACUUUUACGUUUUAACUACGGCUAUGAACAAAAGUUUUGCAUCACCCGAUAAGAUGAAAUAAUUUUGCUUCAUAGUUGAAUGAAAGCUGCUGAAUAAUGUUACAUUAACAUAUUAAAUUACACACUGCUUUGUGUCUGUAUGCUUAAAAAAGCUGAGAAAUUGAAAUCUAACAUGGAAUACUGUACAAUGAUGGCUUCCAGGAGACUUGCGAUCUCAUUGUGUAGUUUAAUUGAUACUUCAUGAUAAAUAAAGUAUCUAAAUUAUGUUUUCUUUUAAUUGUCUCAAUCCUAAAAUUCUAGGUGAUGCUAAACUUUUGUCCGACCUGUACAUAUAAAUCAGCACUGCCAUUAAAGUAGAAUGUUUAAAUCUUUAUAUAUUGUGUAUCGAUUGCAUUCUAUCAGACAGUGUGAAGUGAAGAUGAUGCUAUUAAAAGAGAACACCUUUACACAUUUCACUAUUCAGAAGCCACUAAUAAACUUUGCAUUGAUUUUACACUGAA
Messenger RNA from Acipenser ruthenus (sterlet), 5595 nucleotides. RefSeq names its product zinc finger protein 271-like. Gene Ontology annotation, molecular function: RNA polymerase II cis-regulatory region sequence-specific DNA binding; DNA-binding transcription factor activity, RNA polymerase II-specific. The record is from RefSeq and is a predicted model, not a curated record. Gene Ontology annotation, biological process: central nervous system development; regulation of transcription by RNA polymerase II. Gene Ontology annotation, cellular component: nucleus. Lineage: Eukaryota; Metazoa; Chordata; Actinopteri; Acipenseriformes; Acipenseridae. The transcript has 3 exons. The coding region runs from base 426 to 2822 and encodes 798 amino acids.